This is a messenger RNA of Haliotis rufescens (red abalone), 5295 nucleotides long. RefSeq names its product serine/threonine-protein phosphatase 4 catalytic subunit. The record is from RefSeq and is a predicted model, not a curated record. Gene Ontology annotation, cellular component: cytoplasm; nucleus. Gene Ontology annotation, molecular function: protein serine/threonine phosphatase activity. The transcript is spliced from 9 exons. NCBI's taxonomy places the organism in Eukaryota, Metazoa, Mollusca, Gastropoda, Lepetellida, Haliotidae. Gene Ontology annotation, biological process: double-strand break repair via homologous recombination; peptidyl-serine dephosphorylation. Bases 259 to 1182 code for a protein of 307 amino acids.
ACGAACACAUUGCAAGAGGCUCGCCGGUUUCACACAUUAUCAAAUUAGCCAAUAUUUACAGAGCAUAUACAGAGUGGGACGUCUCUAGGUGCUGCUUGGAUCAUACUUCUGGAAGUGUCGGUGUGUGAGCUUACGUGCUGUAUCUGCGUUUACAGCAGGGAUAUCAGAGUUACAUACCUUGUCUGACAAUACCAAGUCAUCUCGGAGUGGAAACUCCUAAUAGCUUUUGUUGGAAAGCUGACAAGUAACGGAGUCAAGAUGAGUGACAUGAGUGACCUUGACAGACAAAUUGAGCAGCUGCGUCGCUGCGAGGUGAUCAAGGAGAGUGAGGUGAAGGCCUUGUGUGCCAAAGCGCGGGAAAUCCUGGUGGAAGAGAGCAACGUGCAGAGAGUUGACUCCCCUGUCACGGUAUGUGGAGACAUUCACGGUCAAUUCUAUGACCUCAAGGAACUGUUCAAAGUUGGAGGUGAUGUCCCCGACACAAACUACCUAUUCAUGGGGGACUUCGUAGACAGGGGUUUUUACAGUGUGGAGACAUUCCUACUACUUCUAGCUCUUAAGGUCCGAUACCCAGACAGGAUAACCCUGAUCCGUGGCAACCACGAGAGUCGGCAGAUCACGCAGGUGUACGGCUUCUACGAUGAGUGUCUCCGCAAGUACGGCUCCAUCACCGUUUGGAGAUAUUGCACAGAGAUCUUUGACUAUCUCAGCUUGUCAGCAAUUAUUGAUGGGAAGAUAUUCUGCGUCCAUGGUGGCCUCUCACCGUCUAUUCAGACACUUGAUCAAAUCCGGGCUAUUGAUCGUAAACAGGAAGUGCCACACGACGGACCCAUGUGUGACCUGUUGUGGUCGGAUCCAGAAGACAUGCAGGGCUGGGGGGUGAGUCCGCGGGGAGCAGGGUACCUGUUUGGCAGUGACGUUGUGGCACAGUUUAAUGCUGCUAACGACAUCGACUUGAUCUGCCGAGCACAUCAGCUGGUGAUGGAGGGAUACAAGUGGCAUUUCAAUGAAACAGUAUUAACAGUGUGGUCCGCCCCCAACUACUGCUACAGAUGUGGGAAUGUGGCUGCUAUCCUGGAGCUAGACGAACACUUGCAGAGGGACUUCACAAUCUUUGAGGCAGCACCACAGGAAUCACGAGGUAUACCGUCGAAGAAACCACAGCCAGACUACUUCCUUUAACCAGCGUCAUCUGUAGUCUCCAUGUUCAUCCCAUUGUAAGAUACUCAUUUCACCGUCAUCACAUCAUCAACACAGAGGACACAAGACAGUGUCAGCAGCCGAACUGGAGGUCUCUCCUGUCUCACAGUGUCAUGACCUCCGAGACCGAGGUCAGGUCAAGUGCUGCGUGUUUGGGAGUCUGGAUUCAUGACAGCAUCGCUGACACCUUGUACACUGCAGUCUGUGGAAACUGUGAAGAAAUUGUGUGAUUGUUUUCUGGCCUCUGUGGAGAAACACUUCAGUGUGUUCUCAGACUACUGAAUCUAGCUACCUGUCAUUUUACCUAUAUUUGUAUUUUAUUUUUUCUCCAAAAUUGUUGAUAUUCAUGUACAAUAAAGAAUUUGAACAAGUCCUGUUUACAUUUUAGAUGUACGAAAUGAUGACGAUGAUGAAUUAGUGUAUGUUUGAUCAUGUUGAUGUCAUUCCACAUUGGAAUGGAGACAUAGUUACUAACAUUGAAACAAGCUUGUGGAAGUGACUGUGUCGAACGCUGACAUAUAUCACACUGAUUUGGUCAGCAACACAGCCCCACUGUCCUCAGAGCUAGAUUGAAGCUGACCCUUUGUGUGACAUCAGGUGUGUGUGUGUCAGUUCUGUAAAGGAUUUGUAUUGUCUGUCAGUGUAUGGCUGGGGGAGGGGUGGGGGGCUUCAGGUAGCAGGUAUAUAGCACUGUACCAUGGCUUCAGAUUGUUCAGAUUGGUUGAAUACUUGUGAACGAUGGGCCCGGUAUUCGACCCUCAGGCCAUGGAGACCCUAGUUGCUCAGAAAUAGAGGGUGAUUUGUAAUUUAAGGGAUCAAUGACCUGGUCUUUGGACAAUCUGAAGCACUGCUGUGUUGUAGGUAAGAUAGGACAUAUAUCCUGAUAUUUUAGAUUAUAUUUAAUCUGUCUGCAGAUAAUAAUAUUUUGUUUGAUUAGAGUGUGGAUUUGUUGCAACAUGCCAAGACAGAAUAAUAUCCUAAUAUCUUCAUUGGGUUUUGUCUUGAUGUCCCAGGGUUCCAGCUACAAAAUUUCACUUCUGAUGUGUGAUUUACUUAGUGUCUGAGAUCAGGCUACAGUAUGUUUCCACACCCUGGGUAAGACCAAAACAGGAUUGGAAUCUUGCCAUUUCACACAGCUUUAUUAUUUUUGGAUAAGACCCCUUUCAUAGAACCUCCCGAUUUUAUGAUAGGUGUGAGCUAUUUCACUUACAUGCCCCAGAAUCGUCAUUCUACCUGGUUCAUAUUGAUGGGGCCAAGUCGUCUAAGGCUCCACAAUUCACUGUGGGGAGUUUCAUCCUUAAGGCAUACCUUAAAAUAUUUUCUUGUGAGUUCAUAUCCAAGCUUAGCCCUGUUUCUAGGUUUUCAGCACCAUACCAUACUUGUGGGUAAAUGUCAAGACAUGCAUCACUCCCACAUCAACUGGCCCUCCGUUAUGUAACUGACGGAAAACUGUUCAAGGUGAUGUCAAACCCAGCCCACAGAGUUACUUCCUUGAACUGCCUGUUUACUGUGUGUUGAAGAUAUGAGCCCGUGUUAACUUCACCCUGUGUGUUUGUGCAUCCUCGGUCAUCCAGGGUGUUAUAUACUACUCAAAAGAAGUUCAGGAACACUGAUUCUUUCAUAUUGCUAUAGUGAAUCUGUCAAACCAUGACUGAUUAACUAUGUUAAUAUGAAAGAAACAGGUGUUCUUAAACUUCUUUUGAGUGCAUAUUUUGAACACAACAUUUUGAAUCUAUAGCGGCAAAGGAGUGCCAGGUAUGUAUCCUGAUACGGAGAUAUUAUACCCUGGAUAAAUGAGGAUGGUGUCUGUGUGAGUGUAGUCCACCAGCGGUACUUCCCAGCCGAGUUGCUUCACCUUGUCAUAUACCAGCACAGCAUAUCACUCAUUGUAAUAUAAUAGUUGACGCUCAUCUCUUGUCAUUGCUUCUGUGUUCUUGUGUUGACCAUCUUUCCCCAGCUUGUAUGUACAUGUUUAAACUCUGCACAUCAUUGAUGAGAGGUGUAUAUUUUUCUAUGGCAAUUUCAUCAAUAUGUAACAAUAUUACAGGACCAUUCUGUCCAUGCAUCUGUGAGUAUCCCACAGUGCAACCCAACCUGUUGUAUAGUUAUCUCCCUUACAUGUUCCUCUGGACACUGAAUGGCAGUGGACUUUACCACACGGAAUGUCAUGUACUUGGACCAAACAGCCAGAAAUGAUUGUCAGUGCCUGCACAAAGGGGAGAUAAUUCAUAGAUUUUCCUGCCUCGGCUCAAUAGGUUAGUUGAUGACAGUGAUGUGUGGAUCGGCCCCCACUGUUGCUUCACACAGGACAAUCAUAGGAGCCGUCAUUCAACAGCUACCUUUACAAUAAGCAUUACCACUGUGGAGGGGGAGCGUCAGGAGCUCCGUUCCCCACACUUGAAUAUACAAGGUCCCAGUGUUAUGGAAUAUGGUAUAUCAGUUUCCAUAGUUACAGGAUAUGGUAUAUCAGUUCCCAUAGUUACAGGGUAUGGUAUAUCAGUUUCCAUAGUUACAGGGUAUGGUAUAUCAGUUUCCAUAGUUACAGGGUAUGGUGUAUCAGGUCCCAUAGUUACAGGAUAUGGUAUAUCAGUUCCCAUAGUUACAACAUAUGGUAAAUCAGUUCCCAUAGUUACAGGGUAUGGUAUAUCAGGUUCCAUUGUCACAGGAUAUGGUAUAUCGGGUCCCAUAGUUACAGGAUAUGUUAUAUCAGGUCCCAUGGUCACAGGAUAUGGUAUAUCAGUUCCCAUGGUUACAGGAUAUGUAUGGUUUAUCAGGUCCCAUAGUCGCAGCAUAUGGUAUAUCAGGUCCCAUAGUUCUAGCAUUUAUCAUAUACAAGUCCCAUGUGUGUGGAAUACAAAAUAUACUCAGUUCAACAGAUAUGGGAUAGGACUUAUAUCAAAACCCAUGGGCAUGAAACAGAGCUGUAUGUCAGCACCAACAAUAUGGCACUUCUCAAAGUGUGGGCCCAGCAAUGCACUGGGGAAUACAUGUAAUGAUUUUGCUGUUCACUAUUUGAGUGCUGAAGGCUAUAACUGGUUUAGAAGACGAGAUACUUUUGGUAUUUGUACAGCAGAAUAAUAAUCAUGUUUAUAAACUUGUCAAACAUGUACGUGGGUAAGUGGCGGACAAUAUGCAUUUGGCUGACUGAGGCUCCUGUCAUAUUUUCAUGUCUCAACAUCAAAAUAUUUUUCUAUUUUACACAUAAGCCAAUGUACACUUGUGUCCAAACUGUUUCAUAUUUACAGAAUCAAAUGACCUAAUAUAUAUGCUUCAACGUUUGCAAGGGAUUGAGAUAUUUACAUGCAUAUAUAUAAUCAGUUUGGUGUAACAUGGAAAAAAUAAGAUUGUCCCAACCAAAUGAUGAGUGUGCGAGAGUACAGUAGCAUCAUUCGCACUUUAGGCAUCAGUUAGCUCAUUAGAUUAGCUUUACCUUCAUCAUCAAAGUGUCUAUGGCUAGAAGUGGCGUAUGUGUGUGUACCUUGUUUCUGGAGUGGCUUCAGCUGUCUUUCAGCAGUCUUUCAGCAGAUCAUACACAAGUGAUGGAAGGACACCUGGACUUUCAUGCCUAAGUAAAACAUGGGUUCCCUUGAUUCAAUACUAUAGCAGCACACUUCGAGGACCCCAGGGCCCCCUAAAGUUGGAAUACUGCAGCAAUAUUGCUGAAACUAGUAUUUGAUAAACCAUCAUUUUUCUUUAACCUGCCAAGAUCCUUUUACUUGAUAGCCUUGUUGACAAAAUCCAAAAGCUUCUGUUCAUUUCCAUCGUUGUUAUACAAGGCUUUAUAGGUAAUCACUAGGAUCUCGACAACAAUUAUGUCGCAGCUGUAUCAGCAAUAAGUGUAUAGAUCAGUCCCCUAUUCCAUAUUCCAGAACUUGAUCUGUUGUACAUGGACCUGUGUUGGUCGUUGGUCUAUGACAACCGUUUCACACUGAGGCCUCUCAGGUUUCCACCAGUUUCCUCUUGUACAUAUGUCAUGCUGUACAUUGCUGCCCUAUUUUGAUGCUGUGUCCAGUAUGACUGUCUGUGCUCACACAAGUCUCUAACAAUUGUAUAUUAUUACAUGAAUGAAUUAUGACAAUAAAACAUGUCUGUUUC